CCUCCACAGCGCCCUCUGGUGUUGGAACUAUAGGUCGGAACGCGGAAGCUCUCGUUGCCAUGGUGACCACAAAUUAGGGCUCUCCUCUGGUACUUUCUUUUGUAACUUCUUUUUUUCGUUUAAAGUGGACUCUAAAAACUAGCAGAAAAUGAAUGAACGUGUUAAAGAUUCCUGUUCUGACCAGAGGAGGCGCUGCAGGCAGAGAUGUGACUGACGCUCAUCAGGAUGAAACGAUCCCAGAACUCCUUCAGAACCAGACGAGCUCCAGAGGAACCGACUCGGCUCCCCACCAAGCAGGAGGUCACAGCUCUGACAGCUGAUCCCGUCCAGAACAUGUGUGUGGAGAUGCUGCAGCGAGGCCUCCACAGGUCCUUCUCGGAGCUCUUCUCUCUGCUGCAGGCGGCUCGGACUCGGAGAAAAGCCGCUGCGUUCACGACCGCUGCCGCUCCACUUCUGGAGGAGCAGCGGGACAAGCUGGAGACCCUGAAGCUCCGCCUGAUCCGUGCAGAGGAGGCGGGGCGAGCAGGUUCCUGGUCGGACUCGUGCCAGCAGCGCCUCCUGUUGGCGCAGUACUUCUCCUCUCCAGAGGACCUCUGGCUGCGUCUGCAUUUCUACCACAGCUGCGCAGACAGCGAGCAAGGAGCAGCGUCCGCCCCGGCCAUGGAGGCCCAAGCCUUCCUGGCAGAGUUCUACCUGCAGACAGAUGAUGUGGAGAAGGCGAAGCAGCGGGCGGAGCUGAGCCUGAAGCGUGAGGAUGAAGGCAUGCUGGGAUUGAACAGUCAGACUCUGAUGCCCCGCUUCAGCAGAGUGUUGACUGAGGCCAACAUGCGUCUGGCUGAAGCCGCUGACGACCACGACACGGCGCUGAAGCUGCUGCAGGAGAGCUGCCGGACCGCCAGGAAGAUCAAGGACGAAUCCCUGGAAGGACGAGCAAACCUUCACAUGGGGCGCUUGUAUCUGAGUAAAGACGAGCAUGACUCAGCAAAACAGCUUUUCGACAGCGCCAAGGAGCACUUCCUCUCUGCCCAGGACGCAGGCGGACUCGCCGAGUUCUACAGAACCAUGGCCAAAUUUUCAGAGAGCAAAGGAAAUACAGAUGAGGUCAUAGAGUUCCUGGAAAAGUCAGCUGAGAUCUGUGAAAGCAGCCACCAGCACAGCGAACUCGCAGACGUCAGCAUGACUCUCUGUGAGGUUUACUACAGGAAGGGUCGGUACGAUAGAGCGCGUGAAGUCGCCCUGAAGUGUUUUGAAGUGUCCUGUAAGGCGGGACUCACCGCUAUGCUGCUGAAAGCUCAGACAAUGGUUGGUAUUUCAAGCGCUCAGCUGCUGAUAGAAAAACACGUUUCUGGCGGGAUGUCCUCUUCACCGGCUGCUCUGGAUCGACUCUUGAAGCGGGAGAAGACCAAAGCAUGUGGAGAGCUCAACUCAGAGCCCGCUGAGUGAGAUCUCACGACCUUCUACUGUCAUUUACCUUAAUGUUAAGAAAAGACAGAACCUUUUAUUUACCCUCACAAAAUUUGGAGCGAUGUUAUUGACAUUGAUAAAUGACUAUUAAAGUGUUUUAAUUCAGAAAA
This is a messenger RNA of Oryzias melastigma (Indian medaka), 1574 nucleotides long. It is a transcript of the gene ttc29, whose product is annotated as tetratricopeptide repeat domain 29. Gene Ontology annotation, molecular function: protein binding. The coding region runs from base 226 to 1443 and encodes 405 amino acids. The record is from RefSeq and is a predicted model, not a curated record. The transcript has 11 exons. Lineage: Eukaryota; Metazoa; Chordata; Actinopteri; Beloniformes; Adrianichthyidae.